This is a messenger RNA of Uncinocarpus reesii 1704, 1713 nucleotides long. RefSeq lists its product as uncharacterized. The record is from RefSeq and is a predicted model, not a curated record. The coding region runs from base 1 to 1713 and encodes 570 amino acids. NCBI's taxonomy places the organism in Eukaryota, Fungi, Ascomycota, Eurotiomycetes, Onygenales, Onygenaceae. The transcript is spliced from 8 exons.
AUGCGCUCGUUACUUUUUUCUGCCAUUGUGGCAGCUUUGACAGCUGCCACAGCUGCCGUUCCUUUCCCUGGCCCCAUAGCGGCCCCGAAUGCAGAAGCAUUCUCUGAAGCCGAAAGCCCCAAUUUCCUCCGACCGAUCAAAUUGUCGGACCUCGAACCUGAUAACAGCCUUGAAGCGCGUACAUUCACUGACUUCACAUGCUUCAAUCCAUUGCAAACCGCGAACAUGCUCUUCGGCGGCAUUGCCGGCCUCGGAAAGCUGUUCCUCGCAAACAUGACGAUUCACGCACCAGACAACCUUCCCAUUGUCAUGAUGGAAGGAUUUGAAAGUUUGACAUCUUCGGUUGACUGCAAGGGAGACGAUGGAGAAAUGUCGCUUACUUUCAAGUCUAAGGCUGCAUAUGAAUAUGCUCUGAAGUCUUGGGCAUAUAUCAAUGCCAAGGCGGACGCAGAAUUCAUCAUGAUUGCCAACCACGCUAGCUGUGGACUUAAGGGACAGCGCCAGGCUUAUAUCAUUACUGACGUUUCCAACAAUGCUUCAAAAUUCGUUGUCACCUUGACGGCAAAGGCAGUAGCAUGGAAGCAGUUUGCUGGCAACUUUGACGUCGAUUUUGGACACUACAAACUGUCCCUUCAGGCUCUACUCAAGCUUGAAGCAAAGGGUAUCAUUGGAUGGAUUGGCGAAGCCCUUGAGAAAUUCAAAGGCGGAAUCGAGGGGAUCAAGGGCGGACUUGAGGCUAUUGGUGAGGUUAUCGAGGGAGGCGAUGGCGGUAUCUGUUUGCCGGUCAACAUUCCUAUCAACAUCUUCAAGCCAAACACUGAGAUCACUUUAUACAAGAGUCCUGGAUCCCCCUCUGAGGUCGAGGUCGCUUGCAAAAACUGCUAUGUGAAGGGAACUUUCCUCACUACCGGAACCUUAAAGGUUGAAAACCAUAUUACUACUGAAUUGAAACUUGAAAUCGAACCUAAAGAUUUCAGCACCGCUGCCGAAUUCCAACUUGAUUUGGUUAACCUCAAGAAAGAGUUCAAGUACUCCAAGCAGGUCUUCGAAGCUGCUAUCCCCUACACCGGAGUCGAAAUCCCCGGCGUCCUUUUGAUCGGUGCAAAGGUCGGGUUGCUGAUCCACGGUGACAUUAAAUUCACCGGAAGCGCCACUGUUAAUUUCGGCUGCCACGCCAGCCUACCAAACGGCGGAAAACUGACCCUGGUCGUUAUCGGUGGCGGCAAGUGUGGUGUCGAAGGCCUGGAGAAGAUUGAAGCCAAGACAGAUGUCAUUUUCAACAACGGAUACAUUGACCUCGAUACCACCACUGUCCCCGAGCCCAAGAUCACCUAUGGUAUUACAAUUCUCGGUGGCAUUGGUAUUGAAGCUGGCCUCAAAUUUGGUGUCCCAAUUGAUCUCAACGUUACCGCUGGACACAAGGAAGAGGGUUGGUGCCCGGAUAACAAAAUCACCACCGGUGUUACUGUCUCCGCGGGCGCGUCCUUCAACCUGGACUUUGGCGUUUGGGAAAACGGCAAAACCCCCAUCUUCGAGAUCCCACUUUUGAGCCUCCCAAUUCAAUGUCCCAAGUACUGCAAGCCUAUCCCAGAACUUGAGCCAGUGAAGCCAGGCAAACCUGGAACCGAUAAGCCAGAAAUAGAGGUCCCAGGCUCUACACAACCUCCAAAGCCUUGCACUAAUUGCGGUGUUUGCAAACCUAAGAAGAAAUAG